Limanda limanda (common dab) is the source of this 1585-nucleotide messenger RNA. RefSeq lists its product as uncharacterized. The transcript is spliced from 3 exons. NCBI's taxonomy places the organism in Eukaryota, Metazoa, Chordata, Actinopteri, Pleuronectiformes, Pleuronectidae. Bases 160 to 585 code for a protein of 141 amino acids. The record is from RefSeq and is a predicted model, not a curated record.
UUCCCGGAGUUUGUCACUUCUUCCUUUUCUUCCAGGGAGGAAGCCGCUUCGCGACAACAGCUGGAGUCGAUGGGAACGAGAAGAGAGAUGAAGACGUUCUCCGCCGGUCGCCUCCUCGCUUCCUCUCAGACCCCCGCGGAGGUGUAGGAGCAGCUGGACAUGCCUCAGCCCAGGAGGACGCUGCUGUUUGUGGGGGUCUUCCUGUUGCUUGUCGGCGGGGUCUCGGUCCUGGGCGUGGCGCUGCCCUUCCAGUCCGUCCCGUUCUUCGUGGUCGGGGCCUUCCUGGGCAUGGCGGGUCUGAGCCUGCUGGUCAGCGUGCUCUUCAUGGCCAUGCAGAACAUCCAGGUGGCGGUGCCCGGACACUUCCUCCUGCACCCCCGCACGGGCACACGCUUCAGCCCGCCGCAGGCUCUGGCCAUACAGAGGAGGUUGGAUCGAAUUCGUCGGGAGAUGUCAGCGGACUCUGUCGGACAGAGACCGGAGCCUGAGCCCCCCCUCCCGUCCACCCCACCCCCCUGGACCAUGGAGCCGCCUCCCUCCUACGACACAGUGAUGAAGAGCCAGGAGCAGAGCGAGCAGCUGUAACCUCUGGUCGGACAUCUUGACUUUGUGCCGGUGCCUUCUGUCUUCUCAGUGAGAACCUGUAACCAACACUCCGUGCUAUCGGUGAACUCGCUGCCUGGGGCCUGUUGUGCCUUGAUCCAAAGCACAAGCCGAGGAACAAGAAGAGACCACGGCUGGUUAAAGAUGUACGAAACCGAACCACAGCCUGGCCUCCAUGUCAACUACAUGUGUGUUGUUGGGAUUGUUGGUGGAAUGAAUUGAAAUGACCACUACAGCUGCUUCACUGUACACUAAGCGUCCGUGUUCAGACCAGCGUCAUGUAGCUUUCACAGCAAACUCAAGAGAAGCGGGUCACCAGAUUGGCUCGGAGACUCCUGUAGACAGCUAACUCUGAUUUGUUUGGGCCUGCUUGAACUUAUGUGAUCUAUUACUGUGGCUGCACUUCUCUUGGAACACAAGGUCUUUCCUCAAGGCUUCUCUUUGUAUCUGCACUCUUUCCUGUCAUAACGCUGCACACGAGUUUUUGAUAGCUUACUCCAACGCAAGGUGCCUUAACCAGUGACAGCGGAAUGUUAACAGUAUAGUGUUAUUUAUCAACCUGCUUUGUUACCAGUAUGUCCCCUGUUUGGUGUUGUGAUGUUCCUAUAAACUGCAGAUACUCACCGGAGCUCUCUUUGGGUGGUGUCGCUCUUCAAAACAAUGAUGGUGGAUUGGACGGGUUGUUUAUAUUUAGGGGAGAAGCGAUGUGGGGAAGGGUUUACGCUGUCCCAUUUAAAAUAAUUUCCCAAACCAAACAAACACUAACUCAGUGCUGUGCAGCAGCUGAGUCGCGAGUGUCCUUUUUGCCUGCAGCUCGAGGCAAGGUGACCUAUUGGGUAAACACACUCACCUGCAAUAUUAUACCUGACCUGACCCAGCUGUCUGCAGGCUGUAAUAAGCAGCAGAGUGGAACCCCGGCUGCGUUUCCUCCGCCCUCACCUUCAAGUCCUGACACAACAACACACCAGUUCUUUUUCUGGCU